AAAACAGAGACAAAGCUCCAUGCUCAGGGCCUAAGCAAUUGGGGAAUUAUUCUCUUCAGUCAAAACCCUUCUGCUAUAGAACGAGGUGUAAGAAGAGAAGAAAAUUGAGUAUUGUAGAGACAUUUGUGUUUGUUUUGUUGAUUCUUGAUGAAAAAGAGUACCACAUCAGAGAUGGGUCGGAGGUCCAUUCGUAAUCGUAAAGCUGAUCGGCUCAGUAGCUUGCCUGAUGAAGUUCUUUCUCACAUUCUCUCUUUUCUUCCUCUGAAAGUUGCAGCUGAAACCAGCAUCCUCUCAAAAAGAUGGAGAAACCUUUGGACUACUGUCACUAAUCUUCAUUGUGGUGAUGACCUCUCUGAACUUUUAAACCCUGACAACGAUUUAAAGAAUAGUCUUUUUGGUUAUGCCGGAUUUGUAGAUAGAGUGCUGAUAUCUAACUCGGCACAGAUUCAGAAGUUUAGUCUGUCAUGUUAUUCAAAAUAUGACCCCAAUUGUGUCGCUAUCUUGGUGAGUGAAGCAAUUAGGCGUGAUCUUCGCGAACUUGAACUAUACAUCUACACUGGCUGGAGUAUUGAGUUGCCCAUGUGUCUUUUCACUUGCAAUUCACUCGAGGUUUUACGGCUUCAUGGCAAGAUUGAUAUUCCUGGCAAGAUUGAUAUUCCUGACUCCUUUUGGAUCCCAAAUCUGAAAGUCCUUUGCAUUAACCGUAUACGUGAUGUUUUUCCUCUCAAGUUCAUGCAAAACCUCUUUCGUUGUUGCCCUGGACUUGAGGAUGUAAUUUUGAUCGGAUUUCUACGUUUAGAGCAAUAAUUGAUUUUUGAGUUGUCUGCCCCUGCUUUGAAGAGAUUGAUGUUAGCACUGAGUAGACAACGUGAUGUUCAGCCCGGAAUCAAAUUUGUGCUUAAUACUCCACAUCUUCAACAUUUAUAUCUUGGAACACAAUCUGUUGGCAAGCUAUUUUGUGGAGAACUUGUCAUCCCUAAAUGAAGCAAUUGUUGGAGUGAGAUAUGCCUUAAAAAAAGGCAUAGAAUAUGCGAAUUGGAUACUUGAACUUCUCAGACGAGUCACUAGUGUUAAGUCUCUGUUAUUGAAUAGAGACACAAUGGCGGUAAGUUUGCUCUAUCUGCCUUAUGCAAAAUACACAUCAUUGAAUUCACUAACUUUAUUGCUUGCAGACUUGUAUUCAACAACGCCUUGGCUGACUAUUAAUCUUUCUUUCAUGCCUUUUAAGCAUCUCGGAUUUGCUAAUGAUACCCAUCUUUCAUAAUUUAACCCAUUUGGACUUCUAUUUCUUAGAAUUGCUUUAAUUACUGAGCCAUUUGUUAAAAUCUAGUCCAAUAACCCUGAGAUUGUCUAUUCAAAUCUGAGGGCAGUCACUUUAUGCAGAAUAAUGUCAUUUGUUUUGUUUGUGCUUUGAUGAUUGAAUGACACCAACAUUUGACAAACGUAAAGGGUCUUGUUCUAUCUUUGCUUUUAAAUAGCUUUGUAUCAUCCAUUGAAUUUUGAUAGAUUUUGUUGAUCUGGUU
Molecule: messenger RNA, 1523 nt
Organism: Ilex paraguariensis (yerba mate)
Lineage: Eukaryota; Viridiplantae; Streptophyta; Magnoliopsida; Aquifoliales; Aquifoliaceae
Source: the annotation of a GenBank genome assembly